AUGAGCGAAUCGGCUCCUAGGAGGCCUCUAGAGGGGGACGACUGCCUGGAGGUCCUCUCGGGUGUCACUACACCUCGCAACGAUGGCGGCGACGGCUCUCUGAGUCGGCGCAACAGCAGCAGCAUCAACAGAAGCAGCAGCAGCAGCAGCAGCAGCAGCAGCCUGAGGGGCAGCCUCAUGCAUUCUCCUGCUUCGGAUUUGCUGCUGAACUCGCAGUCAUCCGCGCUGCAGAGCCUGCUGGCCGCGAGAGAAUCUCCUGCUGCUGCUGCUGCUGCUGCUCGCAGUCAUCCGCGCUGCAGAGCCUGCUGGCCGCGAGAGAAUCUCCUGCUGCUGCUGCUGCUGCUGCUGCUGCUGCUCUUCCCCUCUGUCUGCCCGCAGGCGAUGAAAGCAGCAGCAGCGGAAGCAGCAGCGGCAGCAGCAGCGGCAGCAGCAGCGGCACCAGCAGCGGCAGCAGCAGCGGCAGACGCAGCAACCCGGACUCAGGUAGAUCUGAUGCUGAGCAUGCAGCAGAGACAGAGGGGCAGCAGCAGCAGCAGCAGCAGCAGCAGCAGCAGCGGCAGCAGCAGCGGCAGCAUGAAAUUCCAUCGGGACUCAGGUAGAUCUGAUGCUGAGCAUGCAGCAGAGACAGAGGGGCAGCAGCAGCAGCAGCAGCAGCGGCAGCAGCAGCGGCAGCAUGAAAUUCCAUCAGCAGCAAACAGCUGUUCUAACACACUUAUCGUUGCUGCAGCAGCACGGCCUGGGGAUACACCCGCCAGCAGCACGCGCAUAGAUGUGGAGACGCACACAAGCACCAGCAGCAGCAGCAGCAGCAGCAGCAACAGCAGCAGCAGCAGCAGCAGCAAUUGCUACGAGCUGCCAGCUAUAGCUAAGGAGCCGCCUGGGAUCCCUCCUUUGUGUCACCCAUUAGGUAUGAAUACAUCUUUUUCUGCGCGAGCAGCAGCAGCAGCAGCAGCAGCAGCAGCAGAUGCUGCUGCUGUUGCAGCCGUAGCAGCAGCAGCAGGAGGAGGAGUAGGGAGAGAAGCAGCAAGCAGCAGACUCACCCACAGCUUGAGCGCCGAUGACAGCCAAAGAAGAAGUCUAAGAGCUGCGUUCAGAGGAGGAAUAGAAAAACUGAUGAGGUUUUCUAGCUGGAGGGGGAGAGAAGAAGAAGAGCAGCAGCAGCUGUCUGUACACUGCAACCCUGCUGCUGCAGCACUCCACAACCAGCAGCAAACACAACAUCUCCCUCUUCAUGCUGCAGCAACCCCACCACAACAACCACCCCAUCAACCUAUCCAUCAUGGGGUGUAUGGACAGCUGCUCCCGCAGCAGCUGCAGCUGCAACUGCAGCAGCAGCAGCAGCAGCAUCCUCCUCCUCCUCCUCCUCCCUUUGGAGCUGCUCAUACGGAUGCUAGAGCUCACCUGGUGCUGCUGGUGGAGCUGCAGCGGGUGCGCAGCGAGUUGGUGCGACUGCAGCAGCAGCAGCAGCAGCAGCAGCAGCAGCGGCAGCAGCAGCCAUCUAUAGUUAUUCAAAACCAUACUGCUGUCUCCGCGAAAGCAGAUAGAGUUUGCCCAGACAGAGAAAGCAGCAGCUGGAUUCCUCCUUGUCUCUCCGUGUGA
This is a messenger RNA of Eimeria mitis, 1599 nucleotides long. RefSeq lists its product as uncharacterized. NCBI's taxonomy places the organism in Eukaryota, Apicomplexa, Conoidasida, Eucoccidiorida, Eimeriidae. The record is from RefSeq and is a predicted model, not a curated record.